AUGAGUACCUUAAGUUGGAACUGUCAGGGGCUUAGGAACCAACGAAUAGUUCAAGCUCUCAAGAAAGUCUUAAGGGCCGAAGAUCCCAAGUUUGUCUUCUUAAUGGAAAUGAAACUUCAUAAAGAUAUUAUGAACCGAGUCAAGCAUGAGUUAGGGUAUACACAGGGUGUGGCAAUUUCUAGUGAAGGAAAUAGUGGGGGUCUUGCGUUACUAUGGAAACCUAGUACAAGGGUGGAGGUGCGCAAAUAUUCUCGUUGGUGUAUUGAUACUUUAGUUGACUAUGAAGGCAAUGGUGAUGUGUGGAGGUUAACAGGUUUUUACAGUCAUCUGGAUACAAGUAAAAGUGAGGAAACAUUGGAGUUAUUGGAAUCACUUAGCUUAAUUAGUGAUUUACUGUGGCUUUGCAUAGGAGAUUUUAAUGAGAUUACUAAGGCAUUUAAAAAGGAGGGUGGAAAUUUGAGGCCGCUACGGCAAAUGUCUCGGUUUCGAGGUGUCAUCAACCAACGUGGUUUUUCAAAUUUAGGCUUCUAUGGUCCACCGUUUUCAUGGUUCAAGAAUCAGUCUGAGGAUGGUCGCCUUAAGAUACGAUUGGACCGAGCUUUGGCUACUACUACAUGGAGGCAGAAGUUCAGUGAAAUAAGAGCAAUUGAAAGUUUGGAACAAGGUGGAGUUUGGGCAUGUGGGAAGGAGGAUUGCAAAUCUCCAAAAUUGGUUACAAAUGUUGGAAUCAUGCCAGAUGAGCACCUAGGCCUAGCAAAUGCUCAAUUUUAUAAACAAGUCGGCAAUAAGAAGCUCCCUUAUCAAACAUUCACCGUUGAUCAAUCUGGCAAUGCCAAUUUCUCCACCAUUCAAUCAGCUAUAGAUGCUGUUCCUUCCAAUAACAAGUAUUGGACUUGUAUUAGGAUCAAAGCCGGCACCUAUAGAGAGAAGCUCUUAAUCCCAUAUGAUAAGCCAUACAUCAUCCUAAAAGGAGUGGCAAAGACAAAGACAUUGGUCGAAUGGGGAGAUCAUGAUAACCUUGCCCAAAGCCCUACUUUUACAUCUCAAGCAGAUCAUAUCGUGGCAAAAAGCAUAAGCUUCAGGAAUACAUACAACAAUCCAGAUUGGAAUAACCCUAAUAGCCCUAGACAAGCAGCGGUGGCAGCCAUGAUCAGCGGUGAUAAGUCUGUAUUCUAUCGAUGUGGGUUUUAUGGAUUGCAAGACACUUUGUGGGAUGUUCAAGGACGACAUUACUUUAACAAGUGCACCAUCCAGGGUGCUGUUGAUUUUAUCUUCGGUGCUGGCCAAUCUAUUUAUGAGAAAUGUUCGAUAUCAUUUUUGGGACAAGCUGUGGAUCCAGGUUAUAUCACAGCACAGGGAAGAAGCGGUCCAUAUGAUUCAAACGGGUUUGUGUUCAAGGAAUGCAUUGUGCAUGGCACUGGUUCAACUUUCUUGGGAAGGCCAUGGAGAAGUUAUUCCAGAGUGAUUUUCUACAACUCAAAUCUUACACACAUUGUAGAGCCAGAAGGAUGGAAUGCAUGGGGCAGUGCUGGCUUUGAGAAGCAGUUAACAUUUGUGGAGCAUGGCUGCUAUGGACCUGGAGCGGAGACUUCCAAACGAGUGCCAUGGAUGAAGACACUGAACUCAACCGAUUUGGAGCAGUUUACUAACAUUAGUUUCAUUGAUAAUGAAGGCUGGCUCAAUGCACAACCUUUUUAA
Quercus lobata is the source of this 1698-nucleotide messenger RNA. RefSeq names its product probable pectinesterase 29. Gene Ontology annotation, biological process: cell wall modification; pectin catabolic process. Gene Ontology annotation, molecular function: pectinesterase activity. The transcript is spliced from 7 exons. Lineage: Eukaryota; Viridiplantae; Streptophyta; Magnoliopsida; Fagales; Fagaceae. The record is from RefSeq and is a predicted model, not a curated record. Bases 1 to 1698 code for a protein of 565 amino acids.